Messenger RNA from Wyeomyia smithii (pitcher-plant mosquito), 3609 nucleotides. RefSeq names its product cAMP-dependent protein kinase catalytic subunit PRKX (gene Pka-C3). Lineage: Eukaryota; Metazoa; Arthropoda; Insecta; Diptera; Culicidae. Gene Ontology annotation, molecular function: ATP binding; protein serine/threonine kinase activity. The transcript is spliced from 8 exons. The record is from RefSeq and is a predicted model, not a curated record. Bases 1190 to 2719 code for a protein of 509 amino acids. Gene Ontology annotation, biological process: protein phosphorylation.
GUCAACCGUCAGUUCGUUUCGAACGUUCGCGUUGUUCAGUGUGAUUUUCGUUGCUUGCUCGCGCGUGUAGAAGCAGACAGGUUGAGGGUUCAGAUUUCGGAAGACGAGUUGCAUUGGAAGAUUUUUUUUUGGUCGGUUGGACUUUAUUCGAUUAUAUUUUUCAACGUCAGCCAAGUGGAUCGGGAAAAAGUGGAAAAUUUUGAAAUAUAUUUUUUUAUAUCUGCCCGUGCCGGGUUGUUAUUAUUUUCGCUGCUGCUAAUAUUCUUGUUCGGUGUGUGAUUGAUCGGGUGGUAAACCGUGAGAAUUUGGCCAGCGACCGUUUGAAGUUUUGGAGUUUGGACGAUUCGGCCGAUCGGAUCGCGCCCGGUGAAUCCUGGUGGGCGGGAAAUUGUUGCUGAAGUCCGUGGUGUGAAAUAGAACGUAGAUUCCAAUACAUUGUAGGGCAGUGCUGGUGUGGAAUAAAAGGGGACACCGCAGAUAAUUAAGGCGAAGGAACGCAGGCGGGUGGAGAUCAAGCUGAGCUCGGUAGCAAUUAUAAAGAGUGAUCGUUAGCAUUUUGGAUGCACGGAUUUAGAGCACGGUAGAACAGGUGGAAUUUGUUGCUGGUGAAAAAGUGUACCGUGCUUCCUUUUUUUUAAAUUUGCUGCCGCCAGACGGUUGACAUUUGCGUUGCUGAGCAGCGUUCUGGCAGUGUAAUUCUGGUGGUUUUCAUUUCAUUUCGGCUACUAGUACUAGCAGCAGCAGUGGCAGCCAGUGAGAGGUCUUCGAUUGGCGAAGAUUGGUGGCGGGCUAGCCGCAGCGACGGAGGUGAAGGAAAAUUUUACACUGCGCAUCGUCAGCAAGAGCGGGGUCAGCUUCUGUACAGGCGGUCAGGUCGGGUGGUGAGUUGUUGAUGUGCCAAAAUUGCUCGGAAAAGGCAAAAGAAUAUCGUCAGAGUGGUAUAAAAAGUUUUCUUUCCCGACGGUUGCCAUCGCGUACCGCGUACCGAUAGACAGGCGUUUCCGAGAGGGAAAUAGCGUUCGGGAGGUUUUUGAACUAGAGUAACCCGGACCCUUUCGGGUAGAAGUUAUUGUGAAGAAAAAGAAAAAAGAAUUGUUGCUAUCAACCAUUGUGGGUUGCAGUGAACAGUUUCGGCUGAGUAUCAGUAAUUGCAAUAUCGGAUUCCGUCGGUCGGUUUUUAGACAGGAAGAUGUCUUCGUCGCCAAUGUUGACAAGCUAUACCCUGCGCAUCCGUAGUGAUACAACUCCGGUAACAGCGACGGCAACAAUCACCAACAGUGGCACAAAUUGUAACAGUUCACUGAAGAAACUAAGUCUUAACGACACAUCGUCGGCCCACAGUACCAAUUCGGGCGGAUCUACUGAUCCGCUGGAGUCGGACUUUAGUGCUGAAGAAGAGGAAGAGGAGGAGGAGGACGACAAGAGAAGGUUCAGAGUGAUUCAACCGGAAGACGACGACGAAGACGAGGAAGAGGAGGAACGCAAAUCCAAAUCCGGCUCAGACAAGGACAACGACGACUCGGACGGCACCUCGGAGGACGACGGACACGGUGGCGACGACGGUGACGACGACGACGACAACGACGAAGACGAUAACGCCGUUGCCAAAGGACAGUGCAAAACUACUACCGGUCCCAGAAAUGGCCGAUACACUCGAAACGCUUCCACUGAUGACGAUACUCGUGACAGUGACACUAGUGACGAUGAGUCUGACGAUACUUCUGAUAAGAACAAUAAUAUCGGCGGAGUUCGUUGUAAACAACCGAAGGAGUACGAUCUGGAUGAUUUUCAAAUAUUGAAAACAAUAGGUACUGGAACAUUCGGGCGCGUUUGCCUCUGCCGGGACCGGCUAACCGAUAAGUACUGGGCGAUGAAGAUCCUAGCCAUGGCCGACGUCAUCCGAUUGAAACAGAUUGAACACGUCAAGAAUGAGAAGAACAUUCUGCAGGAAAUCGAUCAUCCGUUCAUCGUCAACAUGCGGUGGCACACCAAGGACGACUGUUGCCUGUACAUGCUUUUCGAGUACGUCAGUGGAGGCGAGCUAUUUUCCUACCUGCGGAAUGCCGGACGAUUCGACAACGCUACCGCAAACUUUUACGCGUGCGAAAUCGUACUGGCCCUGGAAUACCUGCACACGUUGUCCGUCGUGUACCGGGAUCUGAAGCCGGAAAAUCUGCUGCUAGAUCGGGACGGACACCUAAAAAUCACCGAUUUCGGAUUUGCCAAAAAACUGAAGGACCGCACCUGGACGCUGUGCGGAACACCCGAGUACCUAGCACCGGAGAUCAUCCAAUCCAAGGGACACAACAAAGCGGUCGACUGGUGGGCCUUAGGUGUUCUGAUCUACGAGAUGCUCGUCGGUUAUCCACCUUUCUACGAUGACAAUCCGUUUGGAAUUUACGAGAAAAUUCUCAGCGGCAAAAUCGAGUGGUCCCGGCACAUCGAGCCGAUCGCGAAGGACUUGAUCAAAAAGCUGCUGGUGCUGGACCGAACCAAACGGUUGGGCAAUAUGAAGAACGGAGCAGAUGACAUUAAGCGGCACCGAUGGUUUAAGCAUCUCGACUGGGAUAUCGUAAUCAAGAGACAGCUGAAGCCCCCACUAGUGCCCAAGUUCGUGAACGAGGGUGACACCAGCAACUUCGACGAUUACCCGGAAACGGACUGGAAAUCGGCACGUUCACUGGACAAGAUGGAAAUGCAACUGUUUGAGGAUUUCUAACUCUCCCACUAUCUAGCCGAAUAGGCAGCAGUACAGUGUAUAUAACCGAUAUAAGCCUUUUGCAUUGUGGAUCAUGCAUAUAGUAGUGUACCCACACACAUGUCUGAACAAACAAACCAACCUUUAUAGCUGUAAAAGUAGUUUCCCUUAACAAAUCUAUCAAUAGAAUUAGUAUUUAAAAUCUACUAAAUACGUACUGUGAGUUACAAGUUUCUAAUAUUCUUAGUGGACGUUAACCGAAACCAGAACAAUAGUUUGAAUUAAUUAGCGCGAUUUGAACACUGAACGUUUACUGGCAAAGAUUUUCGCUGUAAAUAUCAUUUUAGUUGAAAAACAAAAAAAAAAAAGAAUUAGUCCAUGUUUUGAUCUACAAAAAUCCAGAGUGUUCGUACAGCAAGGGUACUUAUCUCGAAAUUUGAGAAAUCUUUACGUAUUGAACGCACUAAAAAGUUCUACCAUUGAAAUUAAAUGUAAGUUAUUUAAUGAACCACAUUCACUGUGAUAGAGGAAAAUAUGUUAGUUAUUAUUCUGAUUUAAGCCUUACGUUUAGCUAGUUGAUUUCAGUUUUGUAUAUCUAGAGAAGAGAGGCAAUUAAUCCGAGAGAAAGAGAGAUGGAUAUCGUACUUGAAGAGCUUUUAGAGCCUACAGUAUAUUAAGCAAAAAUAAAUGAUUGAUGGAAAUUUUGAAGCCCACAACCCGUCGAAUGAGCGCUGGCAAGCGACAAGACAAAGCGCGGUGGAUUAGAGGAAACACCAAAUUCGCCAUAAAGUUUUAACGCACUGUUUCCUUUUUGAGUAAAUCUUGCUCUUUUAUAUUGUUUUACCUUUCGUAGAAUUAUGGCAAACUGUGUGUUAAUUCAGUAGUGUUGAAUAAAAAGUAAAACUGUUUUA